Molecule: messenger RNA, 8756 nt
Organism: Seriola aureovittata
Lineage: Eukaryota; Metazoa; Chordata; Actinopteri; Carangiformes; Carangidae
Exons: 50
Coding region: 197-8404 (2735 amino acids)
Biological process (GO): regulation of transcription by RNA polymerase II
Cellular component (GO): nucleus
Molecular function (GO): zinc ion binding; transcription cis-regulatory region binding
Source: RefSeq, a predicted model, not a curated record
UUGAAGACUCACAGGACAAUGAGCCGUUUUGUUUCGGACUCAAGCUCGACGUCGGCAGCAGACACUUUGACUUUUAUUUUCUUGCAGGCGCAUUUGAUUUGAAGUUUCCACACUUCUGCGAAUGACAACUUUGUAUAAGUGUUCCUGUCCGGAGAAAGGAGUUUUAGUUUGCUCACGGCUGCAGUGACUUGUGACCAUGGAGCACAAUAGCCUGUGCUGUCAGGUCUGUGUCACAACAUUUAACAGGGUGUCUGAUUUCAAGAAACAUGUGCACUCAGAGGAACAUCGACAGAAAAUGGGAGAAGUCUUCCAGAAAGAUAAGUUCAGGGAUCAUGGCUUCAUUCCCUCCAUUAUUGUUAUGGACCCACUUGCCAAACCUGAAAUGAAACAACCCAUCAUAGGCUUGUCUCUGCUGACUCUGUGCUUCAGUCCAGAGACACAGACCUUUUUUUACUUGUGCCACGUCUGCGAGGAAAAGCGUCCACCAGACAAGAUUUUACACCACCUCUCCACUGGUGACCAUUGCAGCAACUACUUUAACUACACAGACCCCAAUGUACUGAGUUUCUCCUGGAUGCCCAGCAUGGACAUGAGAGCCAUUCUGAGGCCUCAUCUCACAAAGGAAGUCAAAGCAAGAGGAUCUGGAACAUUACAGAUGUUGGAUUUACCUGAAAACCUGAUAAAAAAGCUUGAAACAAGUACUUACUCUGAAGUGAUGCGCGCUCUAAAUGAAAAUGAUAAGUUUCUCAAGCUGUUCGAAGCCACCAAUCCAAACAGGAUGAUGAUCCAGACAUACCAAAGAGACGGAAACAGAAAACAUCCACUUCUUGGCAUGCAGCACGUUGUUGAAUGCAUCUGUGACGGACCGCCUGAGAAGAGAUACUACCUCUGCACUCUCUGCAACUUAACUUUGGCCACCCACAUGAUCAUCAAGCAUGUCCUGAGCUUUGACCACAUCUUUUGUUACUUUAAAGCAUGGCACCCCUCUACUUUGCUGUCAAAGGAAAGCUACAAGGAUUACACAGAUUCCUUCACCUCCAUGAUGCGAGAUUUCGCAAAGCAGACGGAAGACAUUCAUGCAACUGCAAACACUGACAUGAAGGAAGUGAACCUGAAGCCUGCUGAAUUCCCAUCGGUGAAUUUCACCUGUUUUGCAGAAGCAUUUAAGAAGCUGGAAUGCAUCAUGAAAGAAAACAAAGGGAGCAGCUUGAUCACAAGCAUCAAACCAGGGAACAAGCUGGAGUAUCGUCCUGUGGCAGCAGUGUCUCGAGCAGCACCGUACAAACUUCGCUGUCAGGAUUGCAGUGCUGUCUUUGAUCAUUUGUUUCAGUAUAAGAAUCAUUUGUUAAAGUGGAAACACAAACAGAUGUUGACCAAAUUCUUCAGAGAAGAUGAAAGCGCCAGUGGUUAUAACCAAACAGGUUCUUGCAUGCCACAUCUGGGCUUGUACAGACACAUCCAAGAUGGCUUGAAAGCAAAUCAACCAGCUGUUGGUGUCUCCCUGGUUGUGACGUGUGUGAGCACUCAGGUUCAGACAUCACCUGUUUAUGUAUGCUUUGCCUGUAAGGACAGUUUUCCUGAUAACUCUCUCAAGCAACACUUUAAUUCUCAAAAACAUCUCAUAAACACAUUGCUGUACCAGAAUCCCUGGCGGCUUCCGUUUGCCUGGGAGGACAAGGUGGAUGUGAAGUUGUUGAAGUCAAUGGCAUGGGAAGAGGAGAAUGAAAGGGGAGCAAAUCAGAGGGUGCUGAAGAUUCUUGAUAUCCCAUACUGGAUAUUUCACAGCCUCAUCCCACUGAGUUACCCAAAAGUGAUGCAGAGACUUCAACUAUACCACACUCUCCUAAAGAAUGAAGUUCCACAUUGUGAAACAUACAGCAAACUCAAAGAAAAUGAGAGGUUUCCUCUGCUCGGGAAACAGUUCAUGGUCAUGCAUGAUACAUAUGUCAGAAGGCAAGGGUCCACAGAAGUGGGAGUGGGAUUUCUGUGUUUGCUGUGUAAGAGGACACUGUCGAAUACUGAAUGUUACGCUCAUGAGUUCAGUCGGGAACAUGUAGCAAGAUUUCUGGAUGCUUUCCACCCAGGCUCACAGAGUUCAAGCACUGACGCAGAGACCUUACUGGACUUGGCAACACAGACAGCACGUAUUCACUCUGUAUCACAUGUACAGAAAAUAAAGUUGGACAACCCCAUGUGGGAGCCGUGCCCCUACCACAGAGCAAUGAAAACCGUGGAAUAUGCAAAAAGAAGAAAUGGGGGAGGAGCACUUGAACCCGCAAUAAAGCCUAAAAUGAAGCUGAUUUCCAAGAAAACCCAGAAAACAGUGGAUGAGGACCAUGUGAUAGACAACAGUCAGAAAAGCAGUACGACGAUGGAGGGAUCUGAGGAAAAGACCAGCCAGAAAUCUACAGACAACAAUGAGAACGUCUCGAAAAAUAUUUCAGUAAAACUUGAUUCUGAAAUCGCCAAUAAAUACGCUGUAAAAAGUGAAGAAAAUGCAGAAAAAGCCCACAAAAAGACUCCUACGCCAAGUAACAAAGAACCAAAGAAGAUAAGAGACGUGUUUUCAGAAGCUAGCACGGAUGAGAUUAAGAAUGCAGGUAUGGAGACAUGCCAGUUGAUAAAAGAGGAGGUGGAGGAGAUGGAAGUGCCGGAGAAAGAUGAUGAAGCCGAGACUGGAAAAGAAGAGAGCAACAGUCACCAAUAUGUCCUGACACAAUUGAAGAGUUACAUAUGCAUGAAUAAUGAAAGAAAGAGGCCAAACAGCACAUCUGAAACAUCACAAGAUGACACGGGUUCUGAUGAGAAUAUGGGGAGAGAAAUGGGAUGUAAAAGACAGCGGUUCACCUCAAAACAGGAUGCACCUUGUGAAGAAUCUCAAAAAACUCCAAGUGUUGAACUACAAAGGGUGACCACCACUGACAAGAAAGGGAGUAGCAAACCAAGUCACGGGACUCUAAAGGAUAAAGCGACUUCUAACGCAGACCAUCAGGAAACAGUUAAGUUGUGGCAGUAUGUCAAGAAGAAGAGCCGAGAUCCCGUGAUUGGCUUAAGUGCACUAAUUGAAUGCCAUUGUGAUCAACGUGACCCCAUCUACCUCUGUGAGUGCUGCUCUGCGAAGAUCCCAGAGAAGAAUAUCAUCAGCCAUGUUAUUAGAUUUGACCACCAGAAGAUGUAUUUGAUGGGGUUAGGGAAACUCUCAGCUGCACCAGUGGAGCAUCAGAGGAAGAAAGUCAGAGAUGAGGCUGCUUUAUUGGAACGAGAUAAAGGAUACGGAGAAGCUCAGGUUUUUGAUCUGGAUGAAGAAAUGUACAAUAACAUCUUAAAACAAAACUUUAUGUCAGCCAUACAGACAGUGAAGGAGUUAGAGGCUCAGCAGGACAGAGGGCUUGGCCUCCCUUCAACCUCAGUUUUAUCUGCUGUUCAACCUGCACAUGCCUCAGUCACUGUUCAGGCCCAAUAUGAGGACUGUUCCAUGACGGACAACAUCCAGGUGGUGGAGAUUGAUGAUGACUCAGAAGACUCUCUGGCAGAGCCAGUCUCAGGACCUGCAACCAUGUCUGUGAUCACUCAAAACGCCUCCAAAAAAGUCCCUCGUCAAUCAAAUGCAGACAUCAAAGUGACCCAUUACAAAGUCCCUGAGUCGGCUGACAACGCUAACACUGUUUCCAGAAGUAGUAAAGACGCGUCCCGUCUACAUGUGUUGCAUUCUGAUUCCACAGGAAAUAACCUCAAAGAUAAAAUUGCUCCAAACACAAUUAUGGAACCAAUAAAAACAGCCAACCCCAAUUCUAGUACAACCACCAGAUCUUCAGUUCCCACCUCCAGCUGCAGUACAACUUCCACGAAACGCAGAGAAACAAACUACAAAAGUACAGCAACUACCUCCACUGCCUCUGCAGCCACCACCAAAUCGACAGCAAGUACCAACAUCGGCACCUCAACCACCUCUAAAUAUACAGCCGCCUCUUCCAAAUUGACAGGAACCACCCCCAUCUAUAGUGGAAGUGGCUCCUGUCAUUCAAAAUCAACCACAAAAUUGGCACCAGUGUCCAAACCACUGGACAGCAGAACCGGACCUGUAUCCAGUGUUACAGCAACUUCAUGUAAAGCUGCACCCACAUCUCAAACAGGAACCGCUGGUGUGCGGGAAUCUGUCUGCAGAACUUCGCCUUCUGAAACGCCAUUCAAAAUUAUGGCCACAUCUGAAACUACAGUGACAAUUCUCUCUGGUGAUGUUGCUAAAACGUCAGUUAAAUGUGGAAAUACUGAAGCCUCUGAUGUUGCACCACAUAGUCACAAGAGUAGUCCACCUGUGGCUCCCCACCUGACCACAGCCACGUCUGUCAGGUCUGAGCACAAGAAUUUACCCUCACAGCCAUCACAUACUUCCAUGACUAAGACAAAAUCAAGUGAGAACAUUCCUAAAGUUGGCGUAAACUUCCUGAUUGCUGUGACGUGCGGAGAAAAGAAGCAAGUCUACUGUCAGCUGUGUUCAGUCAGGUUGAACUCCUCCAGUCACGUGGUCGACAAUAACCACAAGUAUAAAUACGUGAAGCGGAGCUACCCGAUGUGGACUGCCAAGCUGCCGGAGGAGGAGAGUAAAUUGAACAAGAUAGUGGCCAACUUGGCUGAGGUUGAGAAGGAUGUAGGGUCACAGAGGAUCAUGAGUAUGGAAGUGACAAGUGAUGAAUACGCAGCACUGCGUGAUCUCUCGGACAACAAAGCUCUUGAAAGAGUGAAAAAAAUGCUGAGACAGAGAAACUUGCAAUCCUCAUCAUCCCCCGCAACUGAUGAUGCAGAGGCUUUAGGACAGCAAGGUGCCCUCCCCUGUCCAUAUGAAGUUUCAAGCCCAGACGAUAGGAUGCACAUGCCACAGAAUGAAAUGUCAGGACUUUCUACUAACAACAAACCAAACCAGGAGAGUAAACAUGAGCUCCAGACACUAUUGGGCCAUAUGCCAGAAAUGAAAUCCAACUUGAAAGAGAAAGCGGGUCAGUCAGACAGAGCUCAGAACUGGACUGAUAAAGGCCAAGAAGCUACUGACCUGGUACCAGACCAGCUUCAGACAUGUGUGAGCUUCAAAAAUGAUCCAGACCCCAUUCCAGCUCCCAGCAUUCAAGAUGCACACAUAGCAGUCACUAUCAAACAGGAAAGGAUUGAGCCAGAUGUGGAGGCCCAGGCUCAUGUUGAAGUCACACCUGCAAUUCAGAGUCCUGCAGUCCAUGGUUGUGCAUAUCCCCUUGCCGCUGACUCAGAAACUAUAGGCACCUUCGCUCAAACCCAUCAUACAUGCCAAGAGACUCCUGAGAACAGACAGCAGCAAGAGAGAAGUGACUCUGAGAUACAAGACACAGAGAAGACAUCACCUGUAAUAUCCUCCAGCCCAGACCCUUUCUCUUCUACAGCUCCGGUGAAUACAGAACAGCAGAACCAAUCAAGAUCCAGUCUCAAUGCAGAACUUGUACCGAAACACCCAGGAUGCAGUCCAGGACCUGCGCAGCACAGCGCGUCACAGGCACUCCCAAAAAUUUCACGGGGGGAAAGAACUCAGGGGACAAGUAAUUUGUCCAAGUACUUAAGCGUGAAGGGACUGGAACCAGUAGGUCUGGGCUGCGUGUGGGAGUGUAAAGGGACAUCUGAGACAUCUUUCUAUUUGUGUGAGAGCUGCAGUGAGACGCUCUCCCUCAAGGACAUCUUUCAGCAUUUGGUCAGCUCUGAUCACCAGUUCAACUACAUUUUGAAGCAGUAUCCGAAGCAUCUGUCGUUCUGGCAGCAGGAGAGUCUGACCCAAGAUGAGAAACUUGACAUUUUAAAUGGCGUUGCCCAGCUACUGUCACAGCGAGAGUGUUACUACAAGAUAGAUGCACAGGGUGUAAUGCUGGGAAAGGAGCUGUAUAAAUGUGUGCGGACAGCGCCAUUCAGUGAAGCUUUAAAAAUGGUUCAAAACAUCAAGAAAGAAGAUAAACUGAGCGUCAUCUGUCUACCCACCAGUACUCCUCAACAAAUGGAACAGUCUGAGAGUCAAAUGGAAUCUCUUCCAGUGGAGGCACCUGAGAGAAGUGACAAUGGAGCAAGACAAAAACUAGAAAAAGAUCAUUUGGAAGAAGAGACAGCAAUGGCUGGAGAUUUGGAUGGGGUCAAACAUAGAACCGUCUCGAGUCCUCUGGAUGUUACCAGUGCCUCUUCGAACACUGAUUCUGUUGUAUUUCCAUUCCCCGGUUCUGGCGCAUGUCUCAGUCCCAAAGAGACCCGCAGGAGCUCUUUUACGCAACCAGAACUCAGUCCACCAAUCUCUCAGUACCAAAGACCUGUCGCUGAGAUGCAAGUGAAACAGGUGGAGGUGCACGUAGAACCCCAAUCUUUCUGUAGGCCUACUGUUAGUCCUAAAACUACUCAAACCCUGCCAGUCUCUCCCAGAGAUGACUGCCUUCCAUCCAGGAAAAGGCCAGCAGAAACAUCUGUUGAGACACUGUUCAAAACUUGCACCGAUAACCCCAAACUUGAGGAUCCUUUGCCAGCCAAAUCCACAUGCUGCUCACUGCAGCAGCACUGUGAUCCCAGCCCUGAACCAGCCUGCGAGUCCACUUCAGUUAUCCCUGAUGCAACCUCUAGCACCCUGUCGAGAAAGGACAAUGACACAGGCCCUGCACCUGACAAAGAUAACAUAUCUGUUGUGGACUGUACACCACUUGCACAACUAAUAGCUCUGAUGAGAGAGAGUAGGUCUUGGACAAGUGUCUCUCCUUGCAAGUCAGAUCCACCUAAUGCUGAGACUAUGACCUCCUGUUCUCACAAUUCAUCUGAAAGUGGUGUGGAAAGCAGAUGGGAUUCAAAGUUUGUGAAGACUAAAAGGGCAAAAAACAAAACAAGAUGGGAUUCAAAGUGUCAGCUGUAUAAAGCUACAGCCAAGUCAGACAGCACCAUGUUAACUUCUGCCAGCACUGCUGACCCCAGUGAGCUACAAAACCAGAGAAGUGUCAAUAUUCAGAACAUCUUUGGAAAUCGGAGCCAGCUCAAACCUAAUUUUAUCAACUGUGAGGCCACCAAUCAUAACGCAGGGCAGAUAUCACAGCCACAAAGUAACACACAGAAUGACACCACUGGGGUUUGUCAUCUGCCCAUUAAACCCAUCAUAACUGCCAGGUCAACCCCAACUAACCAGCAAUUGAUGGGCAGCUUUAAAGGACAGGACAACACUGAGGUGUACAUUGGCAGUCAGGGCGCUCAGAGUUUGUCAACAGUUGAAACGGCAAACUCUAGUAACACUCAGGCAGCUUUAGGAUGGUAUGGGCAGUAUAGCCAAAUGGCUUAUGUCAUAAAUGGAAAUUCGGGUCAUCUUUCUUCUGAGGUUGUUGCAGGUUACUCAGCACCAGACAACCUACCUGUGAACAGUGGGGUGUUAUACCAAGGGUACAGUGCGAGUGGGCUCUACCCAAACCAGAGUCUGCAAUCGUUUGGACACAGGUUGGCAACUCCAGUUACCCCAGAAUGGGUCAGCCCAGCAAUGCAACAGCAGCUGCAGCAACAGCAGCAGCUGCAGCAACACCAACAACUGCAGCAGCAGCAGCAACUGCAGCAACACCAGCAGCUGCAGCAGCAGCAGCAACUGCAGCAGCAGCAACAACUGCAGCAACACCAGCAGCUGCAGCAACACCAGCAGCUGCAGCAACACCAACAACUGCAGCAGCAGCAGCAACUGCAGCAACACCAGCAGCUGCAGCAACAGCAACAACUGCAGCAACACCAGCAGCUGCAGCAACAGCAACAACUGCAGCAACACCAGCAGCUGCAGCAACACCAGCAGCUGCAGCAACACCAACAACAACAACUGCAGCAACACCAGCAGCUGCAGCAACACCAACAACUGCAGCAACACCAGCAGCUGCAGCAACACCAACACCAACAACUGCAGCAACACCAACAGUUGCAGCAACACCAACAACUGCAGCAACAGCUGCAGCAACACCAACAGCUGCAGCUGCAGCAAAACCAACAAGAGCAGCUGCAGCAACACCAACAGCUGCAGCUGCAGCAAAAUCAACAAGAGCAGCUGCAGCAACACCAACAGCUGCAGCUGCAGUACUCCUCGUGGAUAAGUGCCAACCUGGCUGCUGGAGAUGGCAAAGUCACCAAUGAUGCUGCCAACUUUGGCGCUGUUCCCCUCAUCACUCCCUACAAUCAGACCCAAACAAUCACUCCAAUGCAGAACAGCAGCAAUAUAAUAACACAGACCAUCCCCCAGCUUUACUUCGGACCCUCAGCCUUUCACCAAUCUCCUACAGCCAAUAGUGAAAGCAUCUCCCAGGAAAACUCCUUUUUAGCUUCUGGUAUAGGCUUUUUUCCUGUAGCUCCCUCUAUGGCAAAUGCCAACCCUCUAAUUUCCCAUGAGACUACCUGUUAAACCAUGUGUAUAUAUUGCCACAGUCUGAAAGAUGUGUCAAAUGGUUUCAAACUCCUGAAACACCUAAUAGACAUUUAAUUUUAAAUGAAGUUAACAGAUUUUUUUGAUGGUGUAGCAAUGACUUCAGGAUAUUGCAAAUAUGUUUAAAAGUAUUGCAUAUUCAUUGAAUAUGAAUAUUGAGUUUGUAAAUAAUUUGUAAACCAUUUGAAAAUGUGGAUAUUAAGCUGCUGUUGCUCAUUUCAGUUUUUAACAUUUUUUAAUGUAACAUUUUCAGCAGUUACCACUGUGAUCUUUGAAGUACUUUUCAUUUUCAUAUUUUGUUCAAUUUAAUAAAAUUUUUGUAAAAUGGGAA